Molecule: messenger RNA, 724 nt
Organism: Spodoptera frugiperda (fall armyworm)
Lineage: Eukaryota; Metazoa; Arthropoda; Insecta; Lepidoptera; Noctuidae
Exons: 4
Coding region: 60-563 (167 amino acids)
Source: RefSeq, a predicted model, not a curated record
CACACCUGCGAUAGAGGCUCGAUAAAGCGAUAUAGUUUUGGUAUAAAUACUAGAAAUUUAUGAAUGAAUACAUUCGUCUCCAAACAGCAGACAAAAUGUACCGGUUCGUGGUCUCGUUCUCUGCUCUCCUCGCCCUCGCGGCUGCCAACACGACGCAAGUCAGCCAGUGUCAGCACACCCAGGCACCUCUGCCCAGCAACACAUACAUCCAGGGCUGCACCAGUCCACCGUGCGCACUGCCGCAGCUGCAGGAUGCCAUCGUUGACAUGGAGUUCGUGGCACCUCGUCUUCUGACCAACAUGAGAACUCUCGCCACGGUGUACAUUCUGGGUGGAAGUCUAGCCCUUCCUUUCGACCUGGGAGCGAACUCUGAGACCUGCAACCACCUGACCAACGCCUCCUGCCCCGUUGCAGCUGGACAGACUUUGGGUUACACCCUCAGGAUGUUCAUUGAAGCUUUCUUCCCAGUGGGUACUGAAGUCACAGUGGAGUUCCGUAUCGUUGACCAGAGCAACGCUCCCGUGGUGUGCGCCCGUGUUCCCAUCAGGAUUGUUUUUCCUUAAUCUGAUGCUGUUUGCUAUAGAAACAAUUUUGCUUACAUAACGUAUAAUUAAUUCUGUAUAAAGUUUUAGAAAACAAUAGAUAUUGUUUCCAUUAAAUAGAUUUCUGUUUCCAAAUGUUUUGUUCACUUUUUUUAAAUAAAUUACUCAUUUGCGCUUGUUAA